This is a messenger RNA of Leptosia nina, 213 nucleotides long. The record is from the annotation of a GenBank genome assembly. Lineage: Eukaryota; Metazoa; Arthropoda; Insecta; Lepidoptera; Pieridae.
AUGCAAGCCCCUUUGUCUCGUAUCGCUAACAGGCUAGGCAGAAAUGUUAUGUCUAACUUCGUUAGAAACCAUUCCCACGGAGGUGUCCCUGGCGAAAACUUACCCUUCGAUAUUUCCAACCGUUUUAAGUUAACUGCCCUGUUCACCGUCUUCAUUGGAUCUGGUUUAGGAGCACCCUUCCUCAUCACCCGUCAUCAACUGCUUAAGAAGUAG